Cricetulus griseus (Chinese hamster) is the source of this 1648-nucleotide messenger RNA. NCBI's taxonomy places the organism in Eukaryota, Metazoa, Chordata, Mammalia, Rodentia, Cricetidae. The record is from RefSeq and is a predicted model, not a curated record.
GAACAUCAUCAUGGGGUCUACUGAUGCGGACAUCGAAGAACUGGAAAACGCCACUUACAAGUAUCUCAUUGGAGAACAGACGGAGAAGAUGUGGCAACGCCUGAAAGGAAUACUAAGAUGUCUAGUGAAGCAGCUGGAGAAAGGUGAUGUCAAUGUGGUCGACCUAAAGAAGAACAUUGAAUAUGCAGCAUCAGUGCUGGAAGCAGUUUACAUUGACGAGACAAGAAAACUUCUGGACACUGAAGAUGAGCUCAGUGACAUACAGACUGACUCAGUUCCAUCAGAAGUCCGGGAUUGGUUGGCUUCUACCUUCACACGGAAAAUGGGGCUGAUGAAAAAGAAAACGGAGGAAAAACCAAAGUUUCGAAGCAUUGUCCAUGCUGUUCAGGCUGGGAUUUUUGUGGAAAGGAUGUACAGGAAGAAUUAUCACAUGGUUGGUUUGACAUACCCUGCAGCUGUCAUAAUACCACUCAAGGAGGUUGAUAAAUGGUCUUUUGACGUAUUUGCCUUAAAUGAAGCAAGCGGGGAGCAUAGUCUCAAGUUUAUGAUUUAUGAACUGUUUACCAGAUAUGAUCUUAUCAACCGAUUCAAGAUUCCUGUUUCUUGCCUAAUUGCCUUUGCAGAAGCUUUAGAAGUUGGGUACACCAAGCACAAAAAUCCAUAUCAUAAUUUGGUUCAUGCAGCUGAUGUCACUCAAACUGUGCAUUACAUAAUGCUUCAUACAGGUAUCAUGCACUGGCUCACUGAACUGGAAAUUUUAGCAAUGGUUUUUGCAGCUGCCAUUCAUGACUUUGAGCAUACAGGAACAACAAACAACUUCCAUAUUCAAACAAGGUCAGACGUUGCCAUUCUGUACAAUGACCGCUCGGUGCUUGAGAACCACCACGUGAGUGCAGCCUAUCGACUUAUGCAAGAGGAAGAAAUGAAUAUCUUUGUAAAUUUAUCUAAAGAUGACUGGAGGGAUCUUCGGAACUUAGUGAUUGAAAUGGUGUUAUCUACCGACAUGUCAGGCCAUUUCCAGCAAAUUAAAAACAUAAGAAACAGUUUGCAGCAGCCUGAAGGGAUUGACAGAGCCAAAACCAUGUCCCUGAUACUCCAUGCAGCCGAUAUCAGUCACCCAGCCAAAACUUGGGAGCUGCACUACAGGUGGACCAUGGCCCUAAUGGAGGAGUUCUUCCGGCAGGGAGACAAAGAAGCCGAAUUAGGACUUCCAUUUUCUCCACUCUGUGAUCGGAAGUCCACGAUGGUUGCCCAGUCUCAAAUAGGUUUCAUUGAUUUCAUAGUGGAGCCAACAUUUUCUCUCCUGACAGACACAACAGAGAAAAUUGUUAUUCCUCUUAUAGAGGAAUCAGCAAAAUCAGAGUCUUCUAACUAUAGGCCAAGCAGCGCAUCUUGUCUCAUCACGUUCCAUGUUGCUGACUCCCUGAGGCGGUCAAAUGUGAAAUGCCCCAUGAGUGAUGGGAGCUAUACUCCAGACUACUCUCUGUCAGCUGUGGACCUGAAGAGUUUCAAAAACAACCUGGUGGACAUCAUUCAGCAGAACAAAGAGAGGUGGAAAGAGUUAGCUACCCAAGGUGAACUUGAUCUUCAUAAGAACUCAGAAGACUUAGGGAAUGCUGAAGAAAAGCAUGCUGACACACAUCCAUAG